GACUCCUUCUGCGCCCCCCUUUUCACCUCCAAGUUAUACCCUUGUCACACCCCAGCCAUGUCCGCCGCGGAGAGUUUUGUCGACGUUCUCGUUAUCGGCGCGGGUCCCGCGGGGCUCAUGUGCGCCAACGCGCUCGCUCACGCAGGUGUCAACGUCAGAGUCGUCGAUAAGCGACCAGCCAAGGUAGCUGCAGGCCAGGCGGACGGCAUACAGCCAAGGACAAUCGAGGUCUUGCAGAGCUACGGCCUCGCCGAUCGCCUCAUUCGCGAAGGGAAUCAAAUGCACGUGGCCGCAUUCUACAACCCGAAUGAGAAAGGAGAGAUCGAGUGCACAGGUCGUGCACCGGAUGUGACAGCGCCGACUGCACGUUUCCCGUUUGAGAUAACUCUGCACCAGGGUGCUAUCGAGAGUAUAUUCUUGGAUUCGAUGAGAGAAAGGGGCGUUACUGUGGAGCGUCCGAUCGUGCCUUCUGCCCUGGUGUUUGACGAAUUGAAGCUGUCUGACCCCUCAGCAUAUGCUGUCAAGGUCACGUUACAGCACCUCGAGACGGAGGAGUCACCAAGCCGCGAGGAGAUCGUAAACGCCAAAUUCGUAGUAGGCGCAGACGGCGCCCACUCAUGGGUCCGCAAAACCCUAGACAUCUCCAUGGACGGCGAGCAAACAGACUACAUCUGGGGCGUCGUCGACAUGGUCCCGGACACCAACUUCCCCGACAUCCGCAACCGAACCGCGAUCCACUCCGUCAACGGCUCGUGCAUGGUCAUCCCGCGCGAGGGCGACAAGGUGCGGCUGUACAUCCAGCUCGCGGACCGCGAUGUGCUCGAUCCCGCUACGGGGCGCGUGGAUCGGGAGAGGAUGAGCCCUGAGAAGCUGAUGGCGGUCGCGAGGAAGACGUUUUUGCCGUACGUUCUUAAAGACCCGCAAGGGUUCGAUUGGUGGACGAUAUACAUCAUCGGGCAGCGCGUAGCGUCCAAGUUCUCCGUGCACGAGCGCGUCUUCAUCGCGGGCGACGCGUGCCACACCCACUCUCCCAAAGCAGGCCAAGGAAUGAACGCGAGCAUGAACGAUACACAUAAUCUAGCGUGGAAGAUUACUCACGUGCUGAGAGGAUGGGCGGACAUGGCGCUGUUGAAGACGUACGAGCUCGAGCGCCGGAAAUACGCACAGGAUCUCAUCGACUUCGACAAGAAGUUCUCCGCGCUGUUCUCUGGAAAGCCGAGGACGGACGCGGUCCAGGACGGGGUCACACACGAGCAGUUCUUGAGCGCAUUCCAGAUCUUCGGCGGCUUCACCUCAGGCAUCGGCGUGCACUACGCCCCCUCGCCGCUCGUCGACGCGCGGCACCAGGCGUGCGCGGUAGCAGCAGCGCACCUCGUCGUCGGACAGCGCAUGCCCCCGCACGUGUUCGUGCGCGCGGCGGACUCACGCCCCGUCGACAUCCAGGACAUGAUCCCCGCCGACGCGCGCUUCAAGGUGCUCGUGUUUGCGGGGCGUGUCGGCGCGCACGAGCCAACGGCGCCGGCGCCGGCGCGAUUGGAGAGGCUACGCGCGGUUGCGGGGGCGUUGGAGGGCCCGGGGAGCUUUUUGAGGAGGUGGUCGGGUGAGGCGUUUGAUGUGAUCACGAUUACGGCGGGCACGAACGGGCGCGCGGUGAACCUGUUUGAUCUGCCGGAGGUGCUGCGGUCGCAUUGGUCCAAGGUGCUGACGGACGACAUGGACGUGACGCGGACCCGCGGGGGCGGCGCGUACGAGCGGUUCGGGAUCGACCCGGACGAGGUGACGCUCGUGAUCGUGCGGCCGGACGGGUACGUCGGGAUGGUCGCGCCCGCAUCGCGCAUCGAGGACGUGAACGCGUACUUUGCGGGGUUCAUGCGCACGGCGGUGUCAACGUGGCUAGGAAGAGUAUAUCCAGAUGAUUGCGCAGCCUCCGCACUAUCAAUCGGCACCCUCCUCGGCCCACUGGCACCCUUGAGCGACGGAAGCCUACUGACCGCCGCUCCCGCCGUGGACCUCGCCAUCGUGCUGUUCUUCAACGAGGCAGUGGCAGGCCUCGCAGAAGAGGAGGUCCCCUUGGACUUGACCUUCGCCGCGGCAGCUGCCGCAUCCACACCGGCCGCCUUGCUCGUGGCCGCCUUCGCCCUGUUCUCCUUCUCCGCGCGCAGCCUCGUCGUCGUGACAGCGCCGGCGCCGACGCUGGCCUUCAUCGAUAUCGCGGGCGCGGCGAGCUUAGUGCUCGCCUUUGCUCUGUCCUUCUCCUUCUCCGCCGCUGGUGCCGGUGCCGGUGCCGGUGCCGUCUUCUUAUCCCCCGACGAAACAGCCCUCUUCACCCGUGGCACAGGCACAGCAAACGACAUAUCACGAGCGGAGGACCUCUCAACGAAGCUAAGGACUUUGACAUACGACCAUGAACGCCUCACGUCCAUGCACCGCUCUGCCAAGGAGCAGGCAGCCAACGCAGAGCGCGAGAUGAACGUCCACAAGUCCCGUCUUGCCACAACCACACGCACCCUCCACACCGCCGAAUCCGCACACAAACACACCACCGCCGAGCUCCAGCGCACACGCACCUCCAUACAGGCCCUGCGCGCGAGCCACACCAGCGAGCUCAAGAAGAAAGAGCGCGACGUCGAGCGCAUGACCGAGAAGUGGACCAAGCUCGCCGAGGCCCAGUCCAAGCUCUCGGCCUCGAGCGCCGCCAGCGGCAUGACGAUCCGCGGCGCGAACGCGGACGUCGUCACCGGCUCGGAGGUGCUGUGGCAGGGGCGGACGGUGGACGAGGAGGCGCUCGAGCAGGCGGAGCAGGCGCGGGCGCAGCUGUAUGAGGAGAACGGGCGGCUGAGGCGGCUGGUGAUCUCGUCUGCGAAUGAGCUGCAGAGGGUGGUGUGGAGUGCGAGGAGCCUGACUUGUGAUGCUGAGGAAGAGCCUCAGCCGCUUACGUCGGUCGAGCUUUUCCCGAUUGCGCCUGUUGGUGCUGCGAACGACAGGUUCGCGGCUAUGUUCACUACGCUUGAGGAUACGCUUGCCUAUCUCCCCGAGCGGCUGGCCAACGGCGAACUGGCAACGCGGUCCAUGAAAGCCAGCAAAUCUGGCGAGGAACAACUGUUGCCCAAGGCCAACCUCGAAGCUGAACGCUUACAAGGCGUCAUUGAUUCAUUGCAAGCCGAGCUAGACGAGACAAGAAAGCUCCACCAGGCACAAGCAGCGGAGACGCAGGAGCUGUACGAGCAGCUCAGCGCGCAACAAGUCCAGCAUGACGGGGACAUCAACGCCGGCGCAGACGAGGCGCGAGAGGAUCUCGCGGGCCUGCGCGUUCAGAUCGAGGAGGAGCGUCGGAAGCUCGCGAAGGAGAAGGCUGCGUUUGAGACCGACCGCAUCAGACUACGCGACGAAAAACGCUCGUUCCAAGCCGACCAGAUGCUCUCCCCUCCUCCGCAACCCGCACCCGUUCUUGCCCCCGCAGCGAGCACAUCGCGUCGCCACGCCCCCGUCCCCAAACCCGCGCUGGCGUCUCCACACGCUAAGAGCCCCCCGCGCAAGUCCAAGCCACCCGCUAUCGCCGUCGGAGUGGCCAAGGCCAAGGCUAAGCCCGGACUGGGCGCGCGGGGCAGCAAGAGGACUGUGGGACGGCGCUCGUCUGCGGCGUUCAACGCCCAUGCCAAUGCUAGCAUCAGUAGCAGACACGAGCCGGCGUAUGAGACGGAGGUCAUUCCCGAGACCAUCUCUGCCGCCGCCUUGGCGGGCGCGGAUGGAGUAAGCGCAGGAGCAGGAGCACUUGGGCUGGGCGCACCAGCGUUCGAGCUGCCCAAGCGCCGCGAGUCGAUUCUUCCAACGAGCUUCGUGCUUCCGCCGCCGUCGCCACGGACGUCGCUCCCGCCCGCGAACUCGAUUCCGUUCUCUCUCCUACCACCGGAGACGCCGCUCGCUGGGUAUGGCGAUGAGGAUGACGAAGGAACGACACCGUCAACAGUGGGCCCUGUGCCCGCUCCCGGAGCUACCGACUCGGAUGGCGAUGGAUACACCCCUCCCUCUGCCCCCCAGGUCCAAGUCACAGCUGCCCCUGAACCCGAUCCCGCGCCCUCGGCACUCGCCCCACCAGCUCAGACCCCCGCCCGCCCGUUCCCCCGCGCACGCACGCUCGCACCGCACAUGACACACGCGUACUCCCCCGCGAAACCGAGCCCGCUCAGCCGCAUCCUCAUGCUCGCGCGCGACUCGCCCGAGAGCCCCGAGGAGACGCAGAAGCAGGUUCUGGCGGCGUCGCGCGCGAUGGGUCUCGCUGCCGGCGGGGCUGGGCAGCACGCCUGUGCGGAGGGAGAGCGCUCGCCGGAGGGGAUCAGUACGCCUAUUGUGUUGCCGCGGCUGGGCGGUGGUCACGCAGGGGAGCGGGAGGAGGAGAGUCCGUUGAGGGAGAAGAGGGCUGAGGCGAAUGUUGUCGCCGUGCCAGGCUAG
Coniophora puteana RWD-64-598 SS2 is the source of this 4449-nucleotide messenger RNA. RefSeq lists its product as uncharacterized. The record is from RefSeq and is a predicted model, not a curated record. Gene Ontology annotation, molecular function: FAD binding. The transcript has 23 exons. Lineage: Eukaryota; Fungi; Basidiomycota; Agaricomycetes; Boletales; Coniophoraceae. The coding region runs from base 58 to 4449 and encodes 1463 amino acids.